Messenger RNA from Mytilus trossulus (common blue mussel), 1261 nucleotides. RefSeq lists its product as uncharacterized. Gene Ontology annotation, molecular function: L-galactose dehydrogenase activity. Lineage: Eukaryota; Metazoa; Mollusca; Bivalvia; Mytilida; Mytilidae. The record is from RefSeq and is a predicted model, not a curated record. Gene Ontology annotation, cellular component: cytosol. The transcript has 10 exons. The coding region runs from base 142 to 1197 and encodes 351 amino acids.
UUAAGAAAUUAUGAAGUACACUUCAUUCGGUGAACAAUUGUAAAUAUCAAAUUGUUAUCAGAUAGAUAAAUGUACCGGAUGUCUAAAAUGUUUAUCAAAUUGUCAACACGAUAAAGUCUUUAUAAACGUACAUGUAUAAGAAUGACGACGAAACGGAUUCCAGAAACUUUUGUCGAAGGGUUCCAUGAUGGGGAUUCAGUAUCAAAGAUGAGGUAUAACGACUUAGGUAACACUGGCAUGAACGUAUCAGUUCUCAGUUACGGUGCCUCUUCACUAGGCAGUGUUUUUCAUGAAACUAAUGAUGCCGAGUCACAGAAAGUUGUAGAGUUCGUCCUUAAAAGUGGAAUUAACUAUAUUGAUACCGCUCCAUGGUAUGGUCAUGGUAAAUCAGAAACAGUUCUAGGCAAGGCAUUAUCAUCAAUUCCAAGACAAUCUUAUUAUUUGGCAACAAAAGUUGGACGUUAUCAGCCAGAGGUAGAGAACAUGUUUGAUUUCAGAGCAGAAAGGGUGAUACAGAGUGUAGACGAGAGUUUACAGAGGCUUGGAUUGGAAUACAUUGAUAUCAUACAGGUGCACGACAUGGAAUUUGCGCCUAAUUUGGAUAUAAUUAUCAAUGAAACACUACCAGCUCUCCAGAAAAUCAAAGACAGUGGAAAGGCAAAGUUUAUUGGCAUAACAGGUUAUCCUUUAGAAAAUUUUAGAACAGUGAUAGAUAGAAGUACUAUUAAGAUUGAUACCGUGUUAACAUACUGUAGAGCAUGUAUGCACGAUAACUCACUGGUGGAUUAUAUUCCAUAUUUUCAGGAAAAGGGUAUUGGUAUUGUCAAUGCUUCGCCUAUUGGUAUGGGGCUACUUUCAAACAGAGGACCACCUGAAUGGCAUCCUGCAUUACCGGAAAUUAAAGAUGCUUGCAAGAAAUGUGCAGAGUACUGUAAGGAACAAAAUGUAGAUAUUUCCCGAAUAGCAACCGCUUUUACUUUACAACAAGAAGUAGCGACAACAUUGGUCAGUUCUGCAAGUUUAGAGAAUAUGAAAAAGAACCUUGACUCGGUAUACAACCCACUAACGGAAAAGGAUAAACAGGUGUCAAGUUAUGUAAUCAAAACAUAUCUAGAUCCACUGUCAGUUAAACACUGGGAAGGUGCAGAAGUAGCACAGUACCGGGAUUCCUUAGCAAAACUUAACAAAAGCAAUUAAAUCACAAGUAAUAACAUUCACAACUUGAUUUUAAAAUACAAAAAUAAGUAAGCAAUAAACGUGG